AUGGACCCCCUGAAAGGGGCCGGUCGCCGCCCAGUAUCCCCGAUGCACAGAGCCGAGCUGGAAGUCAAGUGGGUACAAGGAUUCACCAAUAGAAAAGUUGGAUUUGUCAACAACAGGACUGUUUGUUAUCCUUGUGGCAAUUACAUCAUCUUUAUUAACAUUGAAACACGAGAGAGAUCAUUCUUGCGGUGUCGGUAUGGAAGUAUUGGAGCCUUUGGAGUGAAUGCAAGCCAGAAUAUUGUUGCUUUUUCUGACCGGCAGUUGAAUCCUACAAUCUAUAUCUAUACUUUUCCAGGACUAAAGAAAAUAGCAAAAUUAAAAGGGCAGGCCAGCCUAGACUACUCCUUGCUUGCAUUCAGUUACACAGGUCCCUAUCUGGCCACUUAUUCCUCGCUCCCUGAAUUUUGCCUUUCAGUAUGGAAUUGGCAGAACAAAAUUCUAUUAUGUAGUCAGUCACAACCUGGGGUAGAAGUAACUGCAAUGAGUUUUAAUCCCAUGAGUUGGCAUCAGUUGUGUUUAUUUAAUGGGACCUCUGUUACCCUUUGGAGUAUUGAAAGGAGUAACAAAGAGCACAUCUUGAUUUCAAAUCCUGUCAAACUUCCUGGUGAAGAUGGAUCCUUAACAGAUGAGGAAAAUAGCUUCUUGUCCCAUCCCAAUGUCAGUGAUCCUUAUUUUGGUCCUGUGCUACCCAAUUCAGCCAUUGCUGGCUUGGUAGGAGAUGAGGCUGAAACAUUUAAGCCUAAAGAUGAUAUUCAACCUUGUGUUCGCCCUACUGUCCAUUGCUGGACUCCAGAUUCUGAUCUGUAUAUGGGCUGUGAAGAAGGAUAUUUCCUGAAAAUAGGUGCAGACACAUUUAAGGCUGUUGUUCUCACUCAAAAACUUUCUCCAGAUGCUAAAG
Python bivittatus (Burmese python) is the source of this 898-nucleotide messenger RNA. The record is from RefSeq and is a predicted model, not a curated record. NCBI's taxonomy places the organism in Eukaryota, Metazoa, Chordata, Lepidosauria, Squamata, Pythonidae.